CUUGCCUGCGCACUUCGUGUCAUCACCGUCGAAGCAGCUGCCGUCACACACGCCGCACAACUGUAUACGAAUUCUGUGCCUAUGCGUCGCAUGCUGUUGGUAGCAGUUCGUAUAAUCACAGGUGUACAUGCGCAAGGUGGGAAAGUAGUUGUAUGCGGCAUAGGCAAGAGCGGACAUAUCGGGCGCAAGCUCGUAGCGACGCUGAACAGUUUAGGCGUAAGCGCUGCAUUCCUCCAUGCCGCUGAAGCUGUACAUGGCGAUCUUGGUAUGGUGAGAGAUGUGGAUGUGCUGUUGUUUGUUAGCUUUAGUGGAUGCACCAGGGAGCUAGUUAACGUGCUGCCGCAUGUCACGUUCAAGGUGCCUAUCAUCGCGCUAACUGGGCAUACGGACGUGAGCGCAUGCCCACUACUCGCGGGACGGCAAGAUGGCAGGGGCAUCGGGAUACUGCUACCUACACCAGUACACGAGAGUGAGGAGGAAAGCUUUGGUGUCGGGGCGCCGACUACCAGCACGAUCGUGGCUAUGGCUGUUGGCGACAUGCUGGCCAUCGCAGUUUCGGAAAGGAUAUACGGCGCUGAUAAGGCUUAUAUGUUCCAGAGGAAUCACCCAGGUGGUAUCCUUGGA
Molecule: messenger RNA, 624 nt
Organism: Bipolaris victoriae FI3
Lineage: Eukaryota; Fungi; Ascomycota; Dothideomycetes; Pleosporales; Pleosporaceae
Exons: 2
Biological process (GO): carbohydrate derivative metabolic process
Molecular function (GO): carbohydrate derivative binding
Source: RefSeq, a predicted model, not a curated record